UCACUUCCUGAGGAGCGCUUGCCUCCUACUUUUUGUUGGGACCUGGGAGAGAAAAUUAUCCCGCAGAGGCACCGAGGCGGAAUAAAACAAGGAAAAGGAAGAAAAGAAAACCCGAAGUCACAAAGUGCGGAAAUGUCCGAGGCUUCUGUUUAGCCGACUACGAUGCAGGCGGGCGUCCUUUCACCGUGAAUUCCCGCGAGGAGGUUUUUGUGCGUACAGGUGCCCUUCCUCUCCCCCAGUCAUGUUAAGUUUCCUGCGCAGGACGCUGGGGCGACGCUCCAUCCGGAAACAUGCAGAGAAAGCCCGGCUACGAGAAGCCCAGCGGGCCACAACGCACAUCCCUGCAGCUGGGGAUGCAACGUCUAUCAUCACCUGCCGUGUGUCUCUGCUGGAUGGGACAGAUGUCAGUGUUGACUUACCGAAAAAAGCCAAAGGCGAGGAGCUGUUUGAACAGAUCAUGUACCAUCUGGACAUUGUUGAGAAAGACUACUUUGGAAUACGCUUCAUGGACUCGGCACAAGUUCCACAUUGGCUUGAUGUCACAAAAAGUAUCAAGAAACAAGUGAAAAGUGAGUAUUACAGCCCAGACACAUUGAUCCCUGUGGGAACCUGCAGGCUUGAGCUUCAUGGGUUUCACUAUGAUUCAUUUUUGCAUGUCUGUGUUUUUAGGCUCGAAUGUCCGUUUGACACAGCUGUGGAGUUGGCCGCCUUCUCACUACAGGCUGAGUUGGGCGACUGUGAUCCAUUAGAACACAAUUUGGAUCUCGUGUCAGAGUUUCGCUUCAUGCCUGAGCAGACAGAGGAGAUGGAGCUGGCUAUAUAUAACACAUGGAAGGAGUGCAGAGGUCAGACACCAGCGCAGGCUGAGAUCAACUACCUGAAUAAAGCCAAGUGGCUCGAAAUGUACGGGGUGGACAUGCAUAUGGUGAAGGCUCGAGAUGGUAACGAGUACAGCCUGGGCCUGACACCCACUGGAGUUCUGGUGUUUGAAGGACAAACUAAGAUCGGCCUUUUCUUCUGGCCCAAGAUCACUCGUCUGGAUUUCAAGAAGAGCAAACUGACGCUUGUGGUCGUGGAGGAUGAUGAUCAGGGUAAAGAGCAGGAGCACACCUUUGUCUUCAGGAUGGACCACCCCAAGGCCUGUAAGCAUCUCUGGAAGUGCGCUGUGGAGCACCACGCUUUCUUUAGGCUGAGAGGACCUGUGGAGAAGAACUCUGCACGCUCUGGAUUCAUACGCAUGGGCUCACGCUUCAGAUACAGCGGCAAGACCGAAUACCAGACAACAAAGGCCAGCAAAGCAAGGCGCUCGGCAUCAUUUGAGAGGAGACCGAGCAGACGCUACUCGAGAAGAACCAUGCACAGCAGAGGACCGUUCAACCCACCAGAGGCUCUUUCCUCAGGCAACGGAGUCAAUUUCAGCAAAGACAGAAAGGUGACCCCCGGCAGGAGUGCAUGGGCAGCCAUGCCUGUGGUCAGCCCGGUCGCUGCUUCUGCCUGUGGACAGAUGGAGAUCGAGGCUCUGCCCAGGAGUCCCGGGGGAGAAAAAAGAAGUUUGCCAGUGGUUGCUGACCUAAUGGAGACGUGCAUCGACGAUGUCCUCAGAGCUCCUGUUGUCCCUGCAGUCACAGCUAUCGAGGAGCCCGUACAAGCCGCUGCCUAUGCCGGUGCUAGCGUCCCUGCAGAAGAUGCGCUGAGUCUCGCUGAAGCAGCAGCUCGUCUGAAGCAGCUGGAGUUGGAGAGCAGUCCGCUUCUCGCUGCGCCGAGAAAUAACAUGAACGUCAACGUGGCCAUGAACAACCAGGACGAUGUGGUGAAGCUCACAGAGAAGUGCGGGCUGAACAGUGCGGGCAGCAGUCCAUGUGUGACUCCGCUGCGCACCCCGGAGGAUCUGAAGAGUAACAUCCUGAAGGCUCAAGCCGAGGCGGCCGCUCUCAAGGGGGCUUUGGAGGAACACGCUGUGAUGCUCGGAGAUAAAAACUGUAACCUGCAGGAGGCUUCUGCGAGGUUGAAGGUGCGUUCUGGGCGAAUGGGCAGUAACUCGUCUCUUUGUGUUAGCAGCCGCCCUGACGUCCAGGACACCUGGGACCUGCUGAAGCCACCAUCCUCCCUGGUCUCAUCUGCAGGCGCCAGCGCUGAGAGGUUGGCUGAAGAUUUAAAACCUUCUGUUUCCAAAAAGUGCUCCGAGUCGACCAGUGAAGCCCCGGCACCAAAGGUUAAAACAGAGGAGGUCGACCUGCAAAGCGCCGCCCCACUUUCUGACAACCUUAUUGACUUCACUGAUCCAACUCCUGUGCUCCCACCGGUGCAGCCGACCAAACCUCUCAUCACACCGCGCUGGAUCGUCCCCACAACCGCUCCUCCCGGCGCCUUUACUAACGGCCUGCUCGACCUUGAUCCCCCACCUAAGGUCAACCCUCUUCUCCCUUCAGAUGGGGGAGCAUCCCUCACCUCAGCCCUCCCUCACCUCACUCACACACGUAACGCCGUCUCCACCAGCACUGUGGCUCAGCCGCCAGCCUCAGAAGAUGGAGCCAAACCCAGAGGUCUCUUGACCACUGAGCUCUGAUGAAGAAACGAGCGGCCGCCAUCACGCUCUUCAUCUUCCCGCCUGGUUUCCCGCUUCACCCACCCGCACGCAGGCCGUCUGAAAACGCAAAAGAAGAGGCAGCUUGAAAAACCGCCGCGACCACAACCGUAGCUACACAGAUCAGCAAUAUGAAGUACUUUUUUUUUUUAAUGAUCUCAUGGCGUCGAGUUUAGUCUUUGUAAAAUGGUGUAUACAAACAUUUUAGCCUCAGUAUUAAGAAAACCUUAUUUUUAAUCUCCUGUUUGUGCACCACGUUAGUAACCUGCCUUUACCGAGUCCAUCCAGUCACCCAAAGCGCUGUCGGCAGCAUCACUGCCUGCUUUGAGACUCUGGUGGAAGGUCUCGCCCUGGUUCUGAGUUUAAGCACCGGCAGUGCAAACCGCUGGAUCUCUGAGCUUUCCUCUGUGUGAAGCUGCUGAACGACACUGGAUGAUGGACGGACGAGAUAUAAGCUUGAAGUGUUCGAAUAUAAGAGAUCACGCAGUGCAGCGCGUUUAAACCCGCUAACACUACAUGAUGUAGCCACUGGAUCUGGAAACGUCACUGGAUUAACUUCAAACACUGGACCUUCAGCUGAUUUAUAUUUUUUUCCCACAUUUGAUGAUGAUGAUGAUGAUUUUAGUUUUUCAGCUGAUUUUUUUUUUAUGUUCCUGCUCUUUGUAGCUGUUGAUGCUUUUAAAUGCCCCCACCACCACCAUCGUGAGGACUUCCUGUUUUGAUUCUGAUCACAUCUUAUAAUGUAAAUUUUAAUCCACACUUUUACCCCACUCUCAUUCCUGC
This is a messenger RNA of Neolamprologus brichardi, 3367 nucleotides long. NCBI's taxonomy places the organism in Eukaryota, Metazoa, Chordata, Actinopteri, Cichliformes, Cichlidae. The record is from RefSeq and is a predicted model, not a curated record.